Molecule: messenger RNA, 1143 nt
Organism: Rhodamnia argentea
Lineage: Eukaryota; Viridiplantae; Streptophyta; Magnoliopsida; Myrtales; Myrtaceae
Product: sufE-like protein 2, chloroplastic
Exons: 2
Coding region: 187-924 (245 amino acids)
Source: RefSeq, a predicted model, not a curated record
UUCUCUUCUCUUCUCGUAGCACUACGGAAGGAGACACUCGCGCUCUUUCUUCCUUUUUGACACGCUCAAAUCUCCGACCACCCACUUCUUCCUUUCUCGCCGUUUCCGAGAAAACUUUCGGUCCAUUUUCCCUGUCCUUUGCCGCAUUUCUCGCCGAAUGCCGCUUCGUUUUCUCUCCAUCCUGACAUGAACUUAACAUCUUCCGCUCCGACCUCCGCCUCCUCCUCUCUACGCUUUCCCUCGACUCGGCCGCCUGAUCCUCGCUGGAGACACGCGCGAGCUGCGCCACCGUCGAGUAGAGAGGACUUCAGAUCCAGGCUCGUGGAGAACUCUCUCAGUCUCGACAGCGACGACGCCUCCGGAUCCGCCCAUCACUCAAGGUCGGUCUCCGGCCCUGCGGCGGCUCCCAAUCGGCUCCGGCGCCUGGCCUCGGAGUUCCGGUCCCUGGCGGAGCCUAUAGACAGGGUGAAGCGGCUCCUGCACUACGCGGAGAUCCUGCCUCCCUUUGACGAGUCGGCUCGGCUCGACGCAAACAGAGUCCCCGGUUGCGCGACGCGGGUGUGGCUCGAGGUCGGGACGUACGGCGGCGGGGGGAGGGGGAGGAGGAUGAGGUUCAGGGCGGACAGCGACUCAGAGAUCUCGAAGGGGUUCUGCUCGUGCCUGAUCUGGGCGUUGGACGAGGCGGAGCCGGAGGAGGUGAUCGCGGUGAGGGCGGAGGAUCUGGCGGCGAUCAACGUGGGCCUCGUGGCGCACUCGAGGGCGAACACGUGGCAGAACGUGCUGACGAGUAUGCAGAAGAGGACCGAAGCUCUUAUCAGGGAGGGAUCGACGGAGCCUGAUCGGGAGCAGCAGGGACCAGCGGAAGUCAACCGUCGAUGCAGUAGUCCGAACAGUGCCAGGUGCCAAUGCCAAAAAGAAGCUUGAGCCUCGCAAAGGUGUAGACGCAAUGGGUGUAAUGAAAUGGGAUUCAAUGUCCAUAAUGCAUAUCAUCUGUGCCCGGCUUGACUCGCUUGUUAUACAUAGCUCGAGACUCAGCUCGUGUUGAGUCCGGUGUGUUAGGAGAGAAGAACUUGUACCGAUAUCUCAAUCGGAACAUGGGUUUGAUUGAACGAAAUCUCUGGAGCUCGAAUAGAUUAUAUUCUU